Gaeumannomyces tritici R3-111a-1 is the source of this 1805-nucleotide messenger RNA. RefSeq lists its product as hypothetical. Bases 1 to 1800 code for a protein of 599 amino acids. The record is from RefSeq and is a predicted model, not a curated record. The transcript has 2 exons. Lineage: Eukaryota; Fungi; Ascomycota; Sordariomycetes; Magnaporthales; Magnaporthaceae.
AUGGCCUGGAAGCCGCCGCCGUCGUCUCGGGGGAGGCCCUUCACGCUCGGCUACGGCCCCCUCGUGCUGAUCCUGCUCGUCCUCCUGGCCGCCAGGGCCGCCGCACACGACGACGGCGACGACGGGCACGAGGGUGAGCCCAAGUCGACCAUCACGACCACCACCCGCGUGACCAUGACCGUCACGACGCGCCUCGCCCACCGGCCGACCCUCGCGGCCGCCGCGCACGCCGGCUACGCCCUGCAGGGCUGCUACAGCCGGCCCGUCGGCAGCGAGUCGGCCCUCGAGGACGCCACCGCGCCCGUCAACGCCUCCCGGGCCGGCGCCCUCACCGUCCCCGACUGCCUCGAGGCGUGCGCCGGGGCGCCGGGGCCGCGUAGGGCCGCCGGGGGCAAGAGCGAUCCCUACGGCUUCGUGACCGUCGGCGACGGCAACUGCACCGCCCCGUGCGCCGGCGACGUCCGCGCGGCCUGCGGCGGCCGGGGCCACGUCGCUGUGUACACGCUGGUCGACGCUGCGGCCGCUGCGGCCUUUGCCGGCACCGGCACCGGCACCGGCACCCGCGCUGGCGCUGGCGACCCUGGCUUCGUAGGGAUCAAGAGCGACAACCCAGGACCCGGACCCGGACCCAAGAAGCCGCAGCAGCAGCAGCAGCCGCGCGCGCCCCCCGCCGCCAUCGCCGUCGGGUCGCUGGCCGGGGCCGCGGCCGUCUCAGGGCUCGCAUUCCUGGCCUGGAAGCUGUGCGCGCGGCGGCGGCGGCAGAAGAAGAAGCAGCUGGACAAGGGCAAGGGCAAACAAGAGAGUGGCGGCGGCGGUCUGGAGAGGCGGGAGCCCACGCUGCCUGUGCUGGAGGGUGCUCAAAAUAACCACCAACAACAGCAACGCAGCGACCUCGACGACUUCCUCGCCGCCCGCGGCGGCCCGCACCACCCGCGCCCGCCGCAGCUUGCCGAGGUCAGCCCCGUGUCGUCGCUCUCGUCCAUGGCCCUCCACACGCCCGCGACGGCGCGCAGCCUCGAGCCGCGGCCCAGCGGCGACAGCUUCGUGGUCACGGGGGCGGCGCGCCGGCGCGACAUGACGACGCACGUGCGCUUCGCCGACGGGCCGGCCGUCGUCACCGUCACCGCCGCCGCCUCGCCCACGAGCCCCACCACUCAUGGGGGCAGCAGCAGCAGUGGUGUGCGGCACCGCCGCAUGCUGAGCGCCAGCAAGCCAGCCGCAGCCGCAGCCGACGGCUGGAGCGCCAUCAACACCGUCAUCACCGACGGGCGCCUGGCGGCGACGCCGACGCGCGAUACCUUCAGCCCCGGCGGCGGCAGCGGCAGCGGCGGUUGGUCCCCGGCCGCGACUCCCGCCGCCGUGUCGGCCACCUCAGCCAUCCAGAACCCGGCGCUGCAGUACCAGGCCUACCAACCGCCUCCUCCUCCUCCUCCGCAACAGCAGCUGGUUAGCGCGUGGUCGCCCGACAGCAGCAGCGCGUCGCCGUCGCCGCCGCAGCCCACCGCCGGGUCCGCUCUGGGCGGCCGCGCCUGGCACCGCCGCCGCCUGAGCUCGCCGCUUGGGCCGCCGGCCGGUGGCAGUAGCAGCAGCGUCACCAACAGCCAGGAGCGGCUCACGCCGGAGCCCUUGCGUGUCGGCGCGGGACAGCAGCAGCAGCAGCAGCAGCAGCAGCAGCAGCAGCAGCAGCAGCAGCAGCAGCAACAGCAGGCCGGCCAGGUCGAGAACGAGUCGCCCGUCCUGCCGGGCGGCGGGCAUCAGCGCGCAGCCGGGGGCAGCUCAGCGUCAAAAAAGGCCGAAUGAGUGGG